Messenger RNA from Neurospora hispaniola, 779 nucleotides. RefSeq lists its product as uncharacterized. NCBI's taxonomy places the organism in Eukaryota, Fungi, Ascomycota, Sordariomycetes, Sordariales, Sordariaceae. The transcript has 2 exons. The coding region runs from base 21 to 485 and encodes 154 amino acids. The record is from RefSeq and is a predicted model, not a curated record.
CCCAUCUCCAACCAGCAAAAAUGUCCGAAUCUGAACUUGCAAGCUGGUACAGCUGGAUCACCGGAGCGAGCCUGCUCCCAACAGAGUGGAGCUACGGCUUGGAGGUAUUGACUGGGAUUUUUAAAACGCUGGCUCUGGUACCCAUGCUCCCUAUCAUCGCAUUGGUCGUGUACGACUUCACCCUCUGGAUGUGGAGGCUCCUCGUCAUCGGCAGGAACCCGCAGCGAGAAGCCAUCGAGUAUAUGACGGGAGGCAGCGUCGCAGCUAGCCCGAGUGGCAGCUUACCUACAACGCCUUUGCACAUUGGUUCGCCGACCAAAGGAUCGCUAUCGCCGACAGGAAGCAAUUCGGCCUACAAGGACGUGGCGACAAAGGGCACAACGACAGGCUUGGCGAUGAAUGGUUCAACGCCAAUUGUUCUGAGGAAAGGAGGGGAUGGUGGAGAUGUCAAGGUCACACAGGAAGGAGUGAGAUCGCGAUCAUGAUGGAUGAAACAUGGGCGCAGGCAUGGAAAGAGUAACGAGUGGUGCUAUCAAACGAAAUGGUUUACAGAACAGCGCAACAAGAGCCGAGAAAAAAAAUCGUUAUCUAUUGAUCAUUACACUGCGGACGCUUUGGGGACAAGCGCCGGUUUAUAGCUGAGCAAGCACCUUGAGGAGAUCGCUGGUGACGCCCAUGGCGGUUACGUCACCUCCGGCGCCGGCACCCUGGAUGAUGAGGGGGUUGCUUCCAUACCGCUUAGUGUAGAAGCUAAUGAUGUUGUCACUGCCCUUGAGGGC